AUGGCCAAACGCAAGAGACAAGCUGUCGCGCAGAGCGAGCCCGUCGCUGAGCCUUCGGUCGUCACGAAGAAGGUCAAGGGCGCCAAAGCUCUCAAGGAAAAGCCUGUAAAGGAAAAGGCUCCAGUGCCUGUGAAGAAGACUACGACCGAUAAGACUGCUUCGAAUGCGCCCGAGACAAUCCAAAUCGUCGUCGGCUCCUACGAUCGAGUUCUUCACGGAUUGACAGUGACAGUUGGAGGCAAGGAGAAGGCUGAAUUUGCCGACACAUUCUUGUUCAAUGCCCAUACCUCAGCAAUUCGUUGCGUCGCCGCCUCGCCCAUUUCAGCGCCUGUCCCCGGACAAACACAGAAGGUCAUGCUUGCUUCUGGCAGCACUGACGAGCGCGUGAAUGUUUACAACCUAUCUGCGCACCCCCCAAGCCGAAAGAACCAAGAGAUUAUGGCCAAGGUGGCACCCCGACCGAUCCUCGAGAACCCCAAGAACCGAGAGGUCGGCACGCUGCUUCAUCACUCUUCGACGGUCACAUCGCUUUCCUUCCCUACACGAUCAAAGCUGCUGUCGUCAAGCGAAGACUCUACGAUUGCGGUUACACGAACCCGAGACUGGUCUUUGCUCAGCAACAUCAAGGCGCCCAUUGCCAAGCCUCAAGGUCGUCCCAGUGGUGAUACAGCACCUUUCGGAGGUACACCGUCUGGUGUCAACGACUUUGCCAUCCACCCCAGCAUGAAGCUUAUGAUCAGUGUUAGCAAGGGCGAGCGUUCAAUGCGAUUAUGGAACUUGGUCACCGGCAAGAAAGCUGGAGUAUUGAACUUUAGCAAGGACAUGCUGCAGGAGGCUGGCGAGGGAAAACACUCUACUGGUGAGGGACGAAGGGUUGUUUGGGGAAGCGUCGAUGGAGCAGAUGAAUUCGCGGUUGGAUUUGAUCGGGACAUUGUGGCCUUCUCAAUGGACAGUGUUCCUAAGUGCCGAGUGAUGGGAUCGAUCCGAACCAAGGUGCACCAAUUCUUUUAUGUUGCACUAGAUAAAGAGGGGGAUGAAACGCUGUUGGCUGUCGCCACGGAAGACGGGCGCAUCCUCUUCUUCUCCACCAAGGAGUCGGACCUUUCAAAACCGGACUCGGAUGACAAGAAGCUCCCAACGGCCAAGUUGGUGGGUCAGCUCGGCGGCAAGUCAGACGGAGUUCAGGGCCGCAUCAAGGACUUUGUGGUGGUGCCGAGCGCUGAGGACGCCUCAACGCUGUACGUGGCGGGUGGAAGCAGUGAUGGACGGGUUCGUCUGUGGCGGGUAGGAGUGUCGGAAUUGCAGGGUAACGGCAAGGAAGAGACCAAGGGAGAAUUGUUGGGGACAUAUGAGACGCAAAACAGAAUUACCUGCAUGACAGGAUUCAUGAUGAUACCCCGACCUGAGGGAGUUGAGGACAGCGAAGAUGAAUUGGAUGAUGAGGAUGAGGAUGAGGAUGAGGGAAGCGACAGCGGUGAAGAUUAA
Molecule: messenger RNA, 1485 nt
Organism: Fusarium coffeatum
Lineage: Eukaryota; Fungi; Ascomycota; Sordariomycetes; Hypocreales; Nectriaceae
Exons: 1
Coding region: 1-1485 (494 amino acids)
Molecular function (GO): protein binding
Source: RefSeq, a predicted model, not a curated record